Sinocyclocheilus rhinocerous is the source of this 1980-nucleotide messenger RNA. RefSeq names its product eukaryotic translation initiation factor 4B-like. Gene Ontology annotation, molecular function: nucleic acid binding. NCBI's taxonomy places the organism in Eukaryota, Metazoa, Chordata, Actinopteri, Cypriniformes, Cyprinidae. Bases 57 to 1616 code for a protein of 519 amino acids. The transcript has 13 exons. The record is from RefSeq and is a predicted model, not a curated record.
GUCACGCAGCAAGACACGCCCCCAUCCGGGGAUAUGACACGCACUCCUUCUCCAGCAUGGCGGCUGCAGGUAAAAAGAUUAAGAAAAAGGGUAAGACCCUUACCCUGACUGACUUUUUAGCAGAGGACAGCGGGGGAAAUGCUCCGCCGAGUUAUGCGCCCACAAAGCCCACAAGCUGGGCCGACGAGACCGAUGACCUGGAGGGAGAUGUAACUACAUCCUGGCACACAGAAGAGGAGGUGUAUCGUGCGCCACCCAUCGAUCGGUCCAUUCUGCCGACGGCUCCACGUGCCGCCCGUGAGCCCAACAUCGACCGCUCCCGUCUGCCCCGCAGCCCCCCUUACACCGCCUUCCUGGGCAACCUCCCCUACGACGUCACUGAGGACUCCAUCAAAAACUUCUUCCGUGGACUCAGUGUGAGUUUCUCCUCUUCCUACAUCGCUGACCAGUCCAAUGAGAAAGAGAGAGACGAGCGCUCUGUAUCCGGGUGGGAUCGCAACCGUAGUGAGCGAGACAUGGGCCCAGACAAGACCGAUUCUGGAUCCCGAGAUCGUUAUGAAUCAGACCGUUACCGUGAUGGCCAGAGGUGGGACAAUGACCGCUAUGAUGGAGGAAGAGACAGAUACCGGGAACGUUAUGAUGACAGAGAGCGCAGAGACUAUGACAAAGGUUAUGAUUCUCGCAGUGGGGGUCGUCGACCAUUUGGAAGUGGCUUUCGGCGUGACUAUGAUGACCGACGGGACGACGGACGGGGCAGCGGGGAGCGCUAUGGAGAUCGCUAUGGUGACCGUGAAGAGAGAUGCGAGAGACGGGAUGAGAGGCUCGAGGACAGAGGUCCACCUCAGAGGCCUAAACUGAACCUGAAGCCUCGCAGUGUUCCCAAAGAGGAAGACCAGAGCAGCGGCCCUUCAGCCUCAUCGGGACAAGCUGCUUCCAUCUUCGGAGGAGCCAAACCGGUGGACACGGCAGCUAAAGAGAGAGAGGUGGAGGAGAGACUAAAGAAAGAGCAGGAGAGACUGCAGAGGCAGCUGGAGGAGGACAAGAGCAGAGGACCUGAACGCAAACCCAGAGAGAGGCAUCCCAGCUGGCGCAGUGAGGACCAAGCAACCGAGCGCUCACGAACAGGAAGUGAGUCAUCACAAACAGGAAACACAUCGAGCAGGGCGCCGAGGCGUCGGGAGAGUGAGCGCUCUGUAGAAAACGAGGUUUUCAGCAGCCGUGACGAGGAUUCAUCCUUACAUGGAAACCAGGUUACUACUUCCAAGCAGGAGGGGCUGCCGCUGAAAGUUGUCCCGGCGCCGCCACCUAAGGAGAACCCUUGGGCGAAGAGGAGCGCCAUGAGUGCAGGAUCCAGCGAGAGUGAUAGUAAACCUGUCGUCUCUCCCAGCAGUAGCGCUCCACCCAAAAGUGCAGCAAGCUCAGCUGAUGCUCCUCAAAGAAAUAAAGAUGAAAACAAAGCAGAUGGGGUGCGCCGGGACCGGGGCCCCUCUCGGGGGCGUGGUGGGGCCUCGGGCUCUGGGGCAUGCAGGGGGCGUGGAGAAGCAGCCAGCCGAGACCGAAGGAAGGAGACAGGAGACAGAAAUUCAGCUCAGCCAGUAAAUACGCGGCCUUGCUGAUGGACGGGGAGCAGGGAGAUGAAGAGGAGAGCGGAGAUUAGGAGGUGGACGGACUGCACGGACGACAGUCUAAAUUGAAUUACAAAUUAAACCUACAGCUUUUGUUUCAUGCAGCACUGAAGGACCCUGAUGAGCCCUUUGAGAGCAAAAACCCAUUUUUAGAGCAACCCCUUCCUCUUCAAGACUGAACCGAAAACCUAGUGGGAAAACACAGGACUCGUUUUAAAGUAAAAAAGAGUAUGGAAGGAUGAAUGCUUAUGACUAAUAAAUUUUUUGGGAGUGGGUUACAAUACACAUAAAAGAGAUCCUGCUCUAGCAUGCAUCAUAUGUUGAGUGCAUUUCUCAUUAGCUUGCACGAUGAGUG